This is a messenger RNA of Cryptomeria japonica (Japanese cedar), 1977 nucleotides long. RefSeq names its product alcohol dehydrogenase-like 5. The record is from RefSeq and is a predicted model, not a curated record. Gene Ontology annotation, biological process: formaldehyde catabolic process. Gene Ontology annotation, molecular function: S-(hydroxymethyl)glutathione dehydrogenase [NAD(P)+] activity; zinc ion binding. NCBI's taxonomy places the organism in Eukaryota, Viridiplantae, Streptophyta, Pinopsida, Cupressales, Cupressaceae. The transcript is spliced from 10 exons. The coding region runs from base 405 to 1589 and encodes 394 amino acids. Gene Ontology annotation, cellular component: cytosol.
UGUCACUUAUUUAAUGUGAUGGCCUCUUUCAACUUACAGGUCCCUCACUCCCGGCCCAUUUGGGGAAUCUGUUGAAUGAAUUACAAAUAUGCCUACACCUCGUAGACCAAUGACAGCCACAAUUGAGCCUUUCUCUACAUUGCUCAACUUUCAACCCUUACCUACCUCUAAAUAACAAAAAGGUGUAAUGAAGUAGUGGAAAGAACGAUGCCAACACGGUUGCAGCAUUUCUUUCAAAAUCUGAUAAAUCAUGCUGAGGAAAUUAUAUAACAACAUCAGGGCAUUUGUGGUUAUAUCUACAGAGUUUUCUAUUUAGCCCAUCUCUCUUCUCCAUCCCUUUGACCUUUUAGCAUUCCUCUUCAUACAGUUUCAUGUGUCCUUGACGAUCUGUAUCUUCAUUGUGUAUGCUACACAGUCCACAAUUACAUACAGCCAUGGAAGAACCACUUGACAACUCUAAGGGAGAAGUUAUCACCUGCAAAGCUGCUGUGUGUUGGGCACCUGGUGAAGCUCUGGUGAUGGAAGAAAUUCAAGUGGCCCCGCCGCAGGCUCUGGAAGUUCGCAUCAGAAUCAUAUGCACCGCUCUGUGUCACACUGAUGUCAGUUUUUGGAGUAAUAGACAGGAUAACACAAGGUAUCCUCGAAUUUUUGGCCACGAAGCAGUUGGAAGAGUGGAAAGUGUUGGGGAAAAUGUGAAGGAUAUUGAGGAGGGAGACCUGGUGAUACCUGUGUUCAUGCCGCAUUGCACUGAGUGUGUGGAUUGCAAGUCAACCGAAAGCAAUAUGUGUGCCAGAUUAGAAAGUAAAAUUGCAGGACUGAUGACAAUUGACAAUAGCGCCAGAUUCAGCAUCAGUGGGAAACCCAUAUACCAUUUUUUCGGUGUUUCCAGCUUCACCGAAUACACUGUUGUAGAAGUUGAUUCUGUCGUCAAGAUAGAUCCAAUGGUUGCCCCUGAUAAAGUUUGUCUUCUUAGCUGUGGGGUCACAACAGGGUUAGGUGGGGUUUGGAAGGUGGGCAAUGUAGAGAAAGGCUCAACUGUGGCUGUCUUUGGUUUAGGAACUGUUGGCAUGGCUGUUGCAGAAGGGGCAAGAAUCAGAGGUGCAUCUAGAAUCAUCGGUGUCGAUGUGAAGCCCGAAAAGUUUGACAUUGGAAAGAAAUUCGGUGUUACAGAAUUUGUGAAUCCUAAAGACCAUGAAAAGCCUGUUCACCAGGUGAUCAAAGAAAUGACUGCAAGUGGGGUGGAUUACAGCUUUGAAUGCACAGGCAACAAGUCUGUCAUUGUUGAAGCCUUCAAAAGCACUCGUAAUGGAUGGGGUACCACAGUGGUUUUAGGAUCGAAUAGGACAGAGAUACCCAUAGACUUUGGAGAAUUGCUAGGCGGUAAGACCAUAAAGGGGUCAUUAUUUGGAGGAAUGAAGGCAAAAAUAGAUCUGCCCCUACUGGUGGACAUGCAUAUGAAAAAGGAGCUUCAGCUAGAUGGUUUCAUUACUCAUGAAAUCUCAUUUCCAGAGAUCAGCAAGGCAUUUGAGUUGUUGACAAAAGGAGAGUGUUUGAGAUGCAUCAUGUGGAUGAACAGGACAUUGCAGUAGCAUUCUACACCUGGUUACAGAGAACACUUGGGUUUCUUAGUAUUUUAGGCUAUUGCGGAGAAUAUGUAUUUUUACAUCUCUGAUCCAACUAUGUUAGAUUCUGUCAGAAAGGGAAGAGGAUUUGCACUCCUUUUCAUAAUAAAGUUGUUAUUGUUUUGUUGUGUUGAUCUUAAGUUUCAUAUUAUGGCCUUGUUUGAGUUCUUUAGCAGUGAAAGAUGUUUGCUGCCAGGACAUAUUAUUGUAAUGCAUAAGUUAAUUGAACAUGUGGGCUGUUUGGAUAACUUCAUCACAUUCUAGUUCUCAGAAAUUGAGCACUAAAAGAAUUCUUCAGUUGAUAGCAUACAUGGAAACUCAGUAGUAUAAAUAGAAAAUACCAAAACUUAAUUCA